Messenger RNA from Diceros bicornis minor, 2726 nucleotides. RefSeq names its product fibronectin type III domain containing 5 (gene FNDC5). The transcript has 7 exons. Gene Ontology annotation, molecular function: protein binding. Lineage: Eukaryota; Metazoa; Chordata; Mammalia; Perissodactyla; Rhinocerotidae. The coding region runs from base 588 to 1034 and encodes 148 amino acids. The record is from RefSeq and is a predicted model, not a curated record. Gene Ontology annotation, biological process: positive regulation of brown fat cell differentiation.
AGCCCUCUGCACACCUAGGAGACCCUCAUUGUCACUCUCGUUAUGGGGAUAAAAAUGGAGGCCCACAGAAGGGGAAGGAUGGGCCCGGGGUCACAGAGCUAGGUCCUCCAGUGAGUCAGAGGACCCUCUUCUUGGCCCAACGCGGGGGCGCCCCGCCCCCCGGGCGCCCGACGUGGACGCCGCCGCCGCCGCCGCCGCCGCCGCCGCCGCCGCCGCCGCCGCCGCGCGGGAGUCGCUGUCCGCGGAGCCGACAUGCAGGCGGCGCGGGGCGGCGCGGGGCGGCCGGGCCGGGCGGGCCGCGGGCCGGAGCGCGAGCUCGAGCGGCCGCCGGGCGCCGGAGCCGCGUCCCCCUGCGCCGCCCCGGGCCGGCCGGCCGAAGGGGCCGCCAUGCCCCCCGGGCCGCCCCGCGCCGCGCUCCGCCUGUGGCUGGGCUGCGUCUGCCUCGCGCUGGUGCAGGCGGCCCUUCGGCCCCAGUGAAUGUCACUGUCAGGCACCUCAAGGCCAACUCUGCGGUGGUGAGCUGGGACGUCCUGGAGGACGAGGUUGUCAUCGGAUUUGCCAUCUCUCAGCAGAAGAAGGACGUGCGGAUGCUGCGCUUCAUCCAGGAGGUGAACACCACCACCCGCUCGUGCGCCCUCUGGGACCUGGAGGAGGACACUGAGUACAUUGUGCACGUGCAGGCCAUCUCCAUUCAGGGCCAGAGUCCAGCUAGCGAGCCAGUGCUCUUCAAGACGCCGCGCGAGGCUGAGAAGAUGGCCUCCAAGAACAAAGAUGAGGUGACCAUGAAGGAGAUGGGGAGGAACCAACAGCUGCGGACAGGCGAGGUGCUGAUCAUCGUCGUGGUCCUGUUCAUGUGGGCCGGCGUCAUCGCCCUCUUCUGCCGCCAGUAUGACAUUAUCAAGGACAAUGAACCCAAUAACAACAAGGAAAAAACCAAGAGUGCGUCAGAAACCAGCACACCAGAGCACCAAGGCGGGGGUCUUCUCCGCAGCAAGUUUCCAAACAAGCUCUCAGUGAACAUCAUCGAAGCGUGACUGCCUGUCUGCAGGGAGAAGGAUUUCAUUGUUCUCUGCCGAUCCCCGGGUCCACGGGCACAGGGAAAGGGAAGACUGUGGUGGGGGAGGCACAGCUAGCUGCAGUUCUCCCUCUCUCCCCGUCCUAGUCUGGUGAAGGAGGCUGAACUACAAACCCAAAUUCUGCAAAAAAAAAAAAACAAGCCACAAAACUAAAAGGCCUUGCCCUGUUCUGGAAAAGGCAAAGCUGCGUGAGACACAGCCUUCUUUCUGCCUCCUCACCUCUCCUGGACUGGCUUCCUGAGAAAAUACGCAAAGCUCCUGGGAGAUGACAAGCACCUGGACUGACUCAAGCUGUGUCUUUCAGACCAAGAACCAUCAGGGAAGCCAUGGGGCUGCCUGCUUGGCAGGGUCAUGGCUGCCAUCAAGCCUUUUCUGGAUCCAGCCAUCAAGAACUUGUUUGUGGUGUGAUGCAAAACUUUGCGUGCGUGUAAGAUGUUAUCUGUUUUGUUACUUUUGGAAAACGUAAUCGAAGGGCUUCACUCUAGAGGGCAGAGGGAUUCCCCGAGCUGGUUGCCUACAUCCUCUGUCUUCUUUGGCCCUUAUUUUGACUGUAAGAUCAUCAGUCUGGGGUCUUAAGAAGACAAAAUAGGAAAGAGACCUGGAAGGUAUUGGCCCCAUUUCUUGAGAAAGUUCUCUUGGAGUUGUAACAUUGCUGGCUUGCACAACUGAAAAGGUACGUCCACAUGGGACAUCCUGAGGGCUGCUAAAUCACCCACUCUGGGGUGGAAGCUGCUGGAAGGCAGGACUGAGCCAUUCACCACGGACAGUCAGAGCAGCCCUGGCUUCUGGGGUCUCCAUAUCUUGCCAUCUCAUCCAGGGUUCUGUGAAAGCUACCCAGGAUCCUCAUGUCCUUCCCUAGAGCCUGAGUUGUAUGAGGUGACAGGUCUCUCUCUCCACUGCCCCUUUCUGGUUAAAAAAAAAAAAUGGUGCUUGAUAAGGGAAGGCAGACUCCUCCCUAGGACUGACAAGUUAUGGCCGCUGAAUGCCUGCAUGGGAAGAGAUGGACUUCUGCAUCUUCCAUUGGUGGCUAAGGACGGGCAUGCGGGAGGACUGCGCCUAGCACAAGCCUGGCACAAGCCUGGCACAGUAGGUGCUCAGUGGAUACCUGUUGAACUGAAUGAUAAGAGCAACGGCCCCCAAGCCAGAGAGCUGAAAGCCAUUACCCAAUGACCGUCCCUUCCUUCCAGUCUACAAGAGCUCUCAUGGCUGGGUGGGCCACCACUCUGCUUUGCCUGAGUGUGGCAGCACAAGGAGGGAGGAGAGAUAGGGUGAAAGGCAGAUGUCAGCAAUACUAAGGGCUUCCUCAUGGGAGGGCAUGAGGCUCCACUCAUUGUCCUGUGACUUCCAUCCCUGCUGAAUGGGGCUGCAAGGCCAAGGCUCCUUAGGGGAGAGGUCCUUACCUCUGAUCCAGUUAGAGCAAUAACCACUUUUUAAAUGUAAAAUAAAAAGACAAAUGAAAAGGCACAUCCUUGUCUUCUGGUAAAUGCCCAAAUGUUGCCCUCUUUUUCUGGCAAUUGGCAGCAAGUCAGGAUGUGUGGAGGAGGAAGUCAGUUCUCUCUCUCCAUUUUGGCCUGCAGCUUCUCAGGGACAUGCCUGCCAGCCAAGCUAGAGUUGGAAGGGAAAUCUUGAACAGAUGGGGGUGCACGUGUC